Molecule: messenger RNA, 2113 nt
Organism: Patella vulgata (common limpet)
Lineage: Eukaryota; Metazoa; Mollusca; Gastropoda; Patellidae
Product: zinc finger protein 271-like
Exons: 1
Coding region: 215-1606 (463 amino acids)
Biological process (GO): regulation of transcription by RNA polymerase II
Molecular function (GO): RNA polymerase II cis-regulatory region sequence-specific DNA binding; DNA-binding transcription factor activity
Source: RefSeq, a predicted model, not a curated record
GUAUUGGUCCUCUAAUAGUGAUGUAAAGGAUGAAACUGAUGUUUACAGAUUUGAAGUGAUUUUAUAACCCGAUUUCAUCCGGUUCUUGCGACCGUCAACAAUGAUUUAAAUUCAUAUCAAAUAGACAAUAUCAGAUCUCUAAAUUCUAAUCAGUCGGUGUUUAUCUCCUAAUUACCAUUUUGUUUUGUGUAUUUACCGAGAGGAGAUUUAGAAAAUGUCAAAGCAUUAUGACUCAAAAAAAACUUAUAAAUGUGAUGUUUGUGGUAAAUCAUUUAAUUCUCUUCAUAAUUUAAGUAAACACAUUAUGAUUCAUACAGGUGAAAAACCAUUUUCUUGUGAUGUUUGUAGAAAAUCAUUUACCUGUAGUAGUAAUCUACAGCGACACACCAGAAUUCAUACUGGUGAAAAAAAAUUUUCUUGUGAUGUUUGUAAUAAAUCAUUUUCCGCUAGUAGAAACCUGCAAGAACAUAUUAGAAUACAUACUGGUGAAAAACCCCUUUCUUGUGAUGUUUGUAGUAAAUCAUUUUCUGCCCUUGGUAGUCUACGGCAACACACCAGAAUCCAUACUGGUGAAAAACCCUUUUCUUGUGAUGUUUGUAGUAAAUCAUUUACCACUAGUAGUAAUCUCCAGAUACACACCAGAAUCCAUACUGGAGAAACACCCUUUUCUUGUGAUGUUUGCAGUAAAUCAUUUACCACUAGUGGUAAGCUACAUGAACACACCAGAAUUCACACGGGAGAAAAACCCUUUUCUUGUGAUGUUUGUAGUAAAUCAUUUACCUGCAGUAGUAAUUUACAUCAACACGUCAGAUCCCAUUCUGAAGAAAAACCCUUUUCUUGUGAUGUUUGUAAGAAAUCAUUUACCACUAGUAGUUAUUUACGUAAACACGGCAGAAUACAUACUGGUGAAAAACCCUUUUCUUGUGAUGUUUGUAAAAAAUCAUUUACACAGUAUAGUACUCUAAAGAAACACACCAGAACUCAUUCUGGCGAGAAGCGCUUUUCUUGUGUUGUCUGUAGUAAAUCAUUUACCACUAGCGGUAAUUUACAACGACACACCAAAACCCAUACAGACGAGAAGCCAUAUAAAUGUGAUGUUUGUAGUAAAUCAUUUUCAGAAAAAGUUAUUCUACAUAAACACAUCAUUACUCAUACGGGUGAAAAACCCUUUUCUUGUGAUGUUUGUAGGAAAUCAUUUUCCCGUAGUAGUAGUCUAUAUAAUCACACCAGAAUCCAUACUGGAAAAAAACCCUUUUCUUGUGAUGUUUGUAGUAAAUCUUUUACCUCUAGUAGUGAUCUGCAACGACACACCAGAAUCCAUACUGGAGAAACCCCCUUUUCUUGUGAUGUUUGUAGUAAAUCAUUUACCACUAGUAGUAAUCUAAAACACCACACCAGAAUCCAUACUGGAGAAACACCCUUUUCUUGUGAUGUUUGUAGUAAAUCAUUUACCACUAGUAGUCAUCUAAAACACCACACCAGAAUCCAUACUGGAGAAACACCCUUUUCUUGUGAUGUUUGUAGUAAAUCAUUUACCACUAGUAGUCAUCUAAAACACCACACCAGAAUCCAUACAGGAGGGAAAAAAAAAAAUGUUUUGUUGUGAUGUUUGUAGAAAAUCUUUUCCACUAGUAGUAGACUACAUGAACUCACAAGAUCUCGUACCAGAGAAAAACCUUUUUCUUUUGAUGUUUGUUGUAGUCCACAUAAUCAUACUAGAGAAUAAGAUACUGAAAAAAAAUCAUUUUCUUGUCCAUUAUUUUUGUAAUUUAGACAUGUAUAUCUUUUUAUCACCCAAUAAUACAUUCUACAGUAGAUAUCGCUUGUGUGAUAUAUUUCAUUAUCUUCUGCGAUAUCUCCUUGAUUGGUCAGUUGAAAACGAACUACUUUUUUUUAUUUUCAAAGAACAGGUCAUUUCUUAUUAAAAGUAACUUUUUUUUUUAAUAAAAAUGAACUAUUGUUAUUCAAUUGACCUUGAUGGAAACACUGGGUCAAUAUAAAGGACUUUGCAAUGGUUGAAUUGCUGUCAAAAAAUAAUGUAUCACUACGCCGUAAUGUUCAGUAAAAGUGAAAUCUACAGCAAAGAAUUAUAUUUUUCUAUUUGUGCAUGUAA